This is a messenger RNA of Cololabis saira (Pacific saury), 6054 nucleotides long. It is a transcript of the gene arhgap44a, whose product is annotated as Rho GTPase activating protein 44a. Gene Ontology annotation, molecular function: GTPase activator activity; protein binding. Lineage: Eukaryota; Metazoa; Chordata; Actinopteri; Beloniformes; Belonidae. Gene Ontology annotation, cellular component: dendritic spine; cytoplasm; leading edge membrane. The transcript has 22 exons. The record is from RefSeq and is a predicted model, not a curated record. The coding region runs from base 274 to 3234 and encodes 986 amino acids. Gene Ontology annotation, biological process: regulation of actin cytoskeleton organization; signal transduction; neurotransmitter receptor transport, endosome to postsynaptic membrane.
CUGAGCGUGCCGGCGGUGAAUUGGUCUAGCAUCCCUGCGCAGGCAGUAUAGGGCAAAUAUAAAUGUAAAAUAGUAAUUUUAGUAAUAUUAAUUUGCAAAUAUGUGAUCCUGGAAAAAGAUUUCGGCGUUGGCUGCUUUGCAAUGAAGGACAGAAAAUAUGGCAGACUGGAUUUUGCGCUGCGCCUCUGUGGAAGACGGACCGAUAUAUUGAAAGAAAUAAUGCGGAAUAUUUCCCAACAUAGGUGUUAGCGCAAAAUAAUAAAAGAAUACAAAAUGAAGAAGCAAUUCAACCGGAUGCGACAGCUCGCCAACCAAACGGUGGGGAGGGCAGAAAAAACAGAGGUGCUGAGUGACGAUCUUCUACAGGUGGAGAAGCGUCUGGAUCUGGUCAAGCAGGUGACACACAGCACUCACAAGAAGCUAACAGCUUGCCUGCAGGGUCAGCAGGGGACUGACACUGAAAAGAGAUCUGUCAAGUCACCUUCUAAAAAACUGCCGCUUACAAUCUUGGCACAGUGCAUGGAGGAGGGUGCUGCAGUGUUGGGGGAUGACUCUCUCCUAGGAAAGAUGUUGAAGAUGUGUGGGGAGACGGAAGAAAAACUGGCACAGGAGCUCCUCCAGUUUGAGUUCCAGACAGAGAGAGAUGUAGUUGAGCCUCUCUUUUUGCUUGCUGAGGUGGACAUCCCAAACAUCCAGAAACAGAGGAAGCACUUAGCAAAACUGGUCUUGGACAUGGACUCAGCACGGACAAGAUAUCAGCAAUCAUCCAAGUCAUCUAGUCACCCGAGUACGCUGCAGCCUGGCACCAAAUCUGAGUCCCUGAGAGAAGAGAUGGAGGAGACAGCAAAUCGGAUGGAGAUUUGCAGAGAUCAAUUGUCAGCAGAUAUGUACAAUUUUGUGGCCAAAGAAAUAGACUAUGCAAACUACUUUCAGACUCUGAUAGAAAUGCAGGCAGACUAUCACAGGAAGUCAUUAGAAAUUCUUCACAGUAUCCUGCCCCAGAUUAAAGCUCAUCAAGAGGCGUGGGUGGAGAAGCCAUCAUUUGGCAAGUCUCUAGAGGAACACCUGAAUAUUAGUGGGAGAGAGAUCGCUUUUCCCAUCGAGGCCUGUGUCACCAUGCUGUUAGAGUGUGGUAUGCAAGAGGAGGGCCUCUUUAGAGUGGCACCCUCAGCCUCCAAGCUGAAGAAGCUUAAAGCCUCCCUGGACUGUGGAGUUCUGGAUGUGCUAGAGUACUCCUCCGACCCACACGCCAUUGCAGGGGCCCUUAAAUCAUACCUCCGUGAGCUCCCGGAACCCUUGAUGACCACUGAACUUUAUGAAGAAUGGAUUCAGGCCUCUAACAUUCAAGAUAUGGACAAAAGACUACAAGCAUUAAUGACCGUGUGUGAAAAACUCCCUACAGACAACUUGAAUAAUUUCAGAUAUCUCAUCAAAUUUUUAGCAAAACUGAGUGAAUAUCAAGACUCCAAUAAGAUGACCCCUGGUAACAUGGCCAUUGUCCUCGGACCUAACUUGUUGUGGACACACACAGAACCAAACAUGACGGAGAUGAUGACUACUGUGUCCCUACAGAUCGUUGGUAUCAUUGAACCAAUCAUCCAACAUGCUGACUGGUUCUUCCCUGGAGAGAUUGAAUUCAACUUAACAGGCUGCUACGGCAGCCCAAUCCACACCAACCACAACUCAAACUACAGCUCCAUGCCCUCACCAGACAUGGACCAAUCUGAGCGCAAGCAGCCGCAUGACCAGAGCCGACGCCCACUGAGUGUCGCCACCGACAACAUGAUGUUGGAAUUUUACAAGAAAGAUGGCAUUAGGAAGAUACAAAGUAUGGGCGUGCGGGUUAUGGAUACCUCCUGGGUGUCUCGCAAAGGUUCAUCAACGCUGGCACGCAAGACUUCCUCCACCCCUCCAGGCAUGCAAGGGCCUGGCUCUCCUGCAGACACGCUCAUCCCAGAGCAGCCUGGGGAACUCACCAUCUCUCCGUCUGCCACACCACCACUUGGAGACAGGGUUUGCUCAGACAACGUGUCGCCCAAUCGGCCGGAUACCUCUCAUGCCCACCCACCCCCUGGGGAUGACCGGCCACCCCCACCUUACCCCACCUCCUCGUGCCUCUCUGGCCCACACCACUUCUAUCCCAAACCCCCGCCCUGUGCUCGCCCAGUGGCACCAGGUCCUGAGUCCCAGCCUCCUUGCUCACCCCCACCCCCAGUGCGCUGGCCCGGCUUCAAUCCUCCUGCCUUGCCCCCUUCCUCCUCUUCCUCUUCUUCUUCCUCGUCGCUUGACAUCAAUUCAAAUCCUAAACCUAGCUGUCUGCACUUCCCCAAGCACAGCCCGCCUGGUGACAUGUCGCAUGCCCCCCCGCCUGAUAUUAAUGCUUCACCACUUUACAUCAAAACCCCUUUGGUACUAGCCCGCCAUGACCAGAGCCUUGGCAACCCCCCUAGCCUCCCUUCGUCCGCACCCCCGCCCCCACCGUGGACUGCCUGUCCAUGUGCCCGAGAGAGAGGACCCCCCAGGCUGACUAGUUCACUGAAGAGUAAAGAGCUUUCUCCUGUAAUUGGGCACAAAGGCAUCCAGGUGGCAGGGCCAACAGUCCCGCCCAACAGUAGCCCUCAGAGCAGCAGCCAGUCCCCCCACUCCACAGAGCACAGUCCACACACUUUACGCAAAGGUUCCAAGAAGUUGGCCCCUGUGCCUCCCAAGGUCCCUUACGCCCAGUCUGGAGGGAUGUCCGACCAGUCCACAGGUCAGCCAUCACCGGUCAGCCUUUCUCCAACACCUCCAAGCACACCUUCCCCUUAUGGACUGACCUGUCCGCCAGGGCAAGUCCCACCAUCCUCCCCUGGGCAGACUCCACUAGGGGCACCCCACUCCCUUUCGUCACCACCCUCCCUGACGGGAACACUCACCAAGUCACGGCCUGCCCCUAAGCCCAGGCAGAGACCCACCCUGCCCCCUCCCCAGCCGCCCACCGUUCCCCUGGGGCUCUCUGGCCUGGCCACAGGCCCAGUCCCCCAGCCUCUGGAGCAAGGCCUCCUGGACGGACUGUCUCCUGGAGAGAGCAUGUCUACAGAUAUCUUCAAUUAUGAAAUCCCCUCCAUCAAUGUCAAUCUGGACAGCCUCAUCGAUGAGUUCAGCGGUGCCCCCCGCAGGAGGUCCCUGGCAGUGACGGACUCUCCAGAGGGGGAUGCUGUGCCUGAGGAGGAGCCCCAGAGCACCAUCCUAUGACCAAUGACUGAGGCAUCAUUUACCAGCACCCCGGUGGCUAAACAUGCCCUUAACUAUCGCCGCCAAGGUCUGAUGGAAACACCAAGUGGUCCUACCAAUGCCCACCUGAAACCAGAACAUGUACCUUCCGCCACAUCUGCCACAGACUUCAAAAACACUCAUCUUUUACGGCUGCUCGCUAUUACAUUAACGUGACUACAAAACACCAAAAUGCCAUAGUGGAGGAACAGUUGCCUUUAAGAGGAAAGACUGGGAUAUAGAUAAGUAUUACUUAUUUCUUUUGCUUUGUAUAACUGUUGUUUGAUGCAUUGGUCUCUAUUUUUCUGCUUUUUUUAUUUCUUUUUUUGCCUUAUUAGAAAAUGCAAUCAAAUUGCAAUAUGAUAUUGUACAAACCCAGAGCCUGACAUAGUUAAGAGUAAAAGCCCAUCCUCAGGUUGAAACAGAGACAAAGAGUGAGAGCGCAGGUCUGGUUUUAUCACUCACAGGGUAUUCAAGCUUUGUGCAUAUUAGAAACAUGCUGAGCCCUUGAGACGGGCUUUUCAUACUGGAUGAAACAUUUAAUGCAGUUUUUGUUCCUAGUUUCAACCCCCCCCCCCUCCAUUUUUACUUCUCGUCUUCUGCCACAGAAUACAACUAUCAUUCUUUAUCAGGCAUUUACCUUUGUAUAGGUAAGCUCACUUUAACUCACUUUAUACACUACCAGCACAGAAUGAAAAGAAUGUUAUUGUAAAUCAAGCUUUUGUACUUGCCUCCAUUGUUCAGUUUGGGAGAAGAACCACCAUGAUGUUUUUGCAUGACAAGCUGAUACUGUAUCUUUGACCUGUGUCAUAUCAAGGGCCUCAGAAUGACAGUUCAUUAUUUUGUGUGAGUGCUACUGUUCUUCCUUUCUUCUUUUUCCCCCCUGAGAUUAAAUUUAGACCCCAUGCCUGUCACGCUGUUACAGCUUUCUGAUAAUGGAUGGAUGACUACACAGACUUUUGGUUCGCGCAAAUAUAUCACUCUUAACUUUGUUUGAAGUGCUUCAGGUUCAGGUUUGAGUGUAAAUACAGACUGUACAUAAACUGAUGUGUAUAAAGCUGAGGGGAAAAGUAUAUGUGAAAUAUCUGGAAAAUAUAAUAAUAAUUAUAAUAUAUGUGCUGAUAUUUAUUGUGUAGGAAAUGUAAUGAUUCAAAAAUUGAUGUUAUUUUUGUCCCUGCACACAAUGAACAGGUGUACUGUAGACUUAUAAUUUUUUACUGUAACACCAGGUAAAAAUGAUGCUUCAGCCGAAAUGCAAAAUGUUCUUUCUGCUACAAAUCAGCUGAGGUAUUCUUAUUCUAUCUCACAAGUUUUUUAGUUUUAGCACGCUAAAGGUCUUGCACACUGAUGCCCUUUGUUUUUAGCUCUUUUAGAUAAACCUGUUUUGUUUUGUUUUUUUAAUCGUGGAUAAUAAUAGCCCACUCUUCCCCUCGUGUACCAUUCUAAGCCUAUAUUUUUGGACUGACUAUUUGCUUAGUUAAAUGGCAUCAUACAUUUUGGCAUACAUCUAGAUUUGAAGAUAUUUGCAUCAAGUGUUGUUAUUCUCACCCCAGAAAAAAUAAUUGGGGGUAUUUUCAGAUGCCAGAUGCUGCAGUGUCACUUUUUUAUUAAACGCAAAAUAUGUGUUAGGACGGUAAUUUUAUCAGUUGAAGUGCAAUUACAGUGUUCACUGAUCCACCUCAGUCUAAAAAAAGGGGUCAGUCACCCUUUCUGAACCUUCAGAAAAAUAGCCAUUAAUUUCAUUACAAAGCAGUCUUUCUAAGUUUGUUGAGUUAUUGCUAAAUUUUUAUUUUUUAUUUGUUUGUUUGUUUUUUAUUGUGUGAAUUCAGUGGCAAAAUGAACUCUAGGUUAAUCUCUCUAAAAGGGAUCUAUGGUAUGCAUCGGUGUGUGUUCUCUAUGGCUUAUGUUUAUGGAGAUUUUGGUGAUGUGGAUUAUAUUGAUAGUUGUGGUAAAUAUAUGACAACAUUUGCAAGUGCCCUCACUCUGGUUGUUAUUUUGGAGCUAUAGGCAUAAUUAUUAUGUGCUAGAGGAUUUAUUUUCUGUGCUGGAUCCAUACAUUUGUACAAGGAGGCAGGUGUAUCUCUGAAUGUGACCCAACAGAUUUCCAACGGUAGGCUACCUGAAUAUGUAAGAACGAACAGGGUAAAUGAGAAUUUAAAUGAAGUCAGUUGGGGUCUGUUGGCAUGUAUUAUUACUGAAACAUGGCAGUAUUACCCUAAUCCUUUAUGCAUCAUAACUGGAGCUUACAGCCACCUGGAAGCAUGCGUUCAUAUUCAUCAUAAGUCUGGUUACUAUUAAGCUGCUAAAACUAUCUGUACCCUCCCCAAAAAUCUGAGUCUUGAUUCCAUUGCAUAUCUCAUUUCAUGAUAAUUUAAGAGUAAUUUUUAAUGAUGUAUUCAUAAGCACUAGGGUGAAAAGAUUAGUCAUGCAGAAGGGACUGAGGUGAGGUGAGCUGCUGCUCCUCCACGUCGAGAGGAGACAGGUUCCUGGUUAGGAUGCCUCUCAGGCACGUCCAGCCGGGGGACAGAGGCAGACCAGGACCUGCCAGAGAUUGCACAUCUCGGCUGGCCUGGGAGCCCCAUUGGUGUCUUACUGUAAGAGCUAGAGGGGGUUGUUGGGGAGAGGUUACCCGAACCCAGACAAGCAGAAGCUAAUGGAUGAGUGCAUAUUCCACGUGUAAUCUUUAGCACCAAAUGCUACACUCAUACAGUUUCAGCAAGCUCUUUUCAACAACUAUAGGCCUCUUUCCUAAUUCAUAUGAUCACCAAAAAUGUCGCUCCAGUUAGUUUACAUUUUUUGUGU